Stylonychia lemnae is the source of this 636-nucleotide messenger RNA. NCBI's taxonomy places the organism in Eukaryota, Ciliophora, Spirotrichea, Sporadotrichida, Oxytrichidae. The record is from the annotation of a GenBank genome assembly.
AUGGCGUCUAGGGUUGGCCAACAAAAUGAGGUAGCUUAUACUCUUUCAAAUCCACCAAUCUUGAACAGUAGCGACAUCGAUUGGUUAAAAACUUCCAUACCAGGAAAAACCUUCAAUAAACUCACUCUCUUGUCAUCAGUAAGGCCAAACUAAAAAACAAAAGAGGAAGUUUAUGCCUCAUUCUAAAGUAGUUCUGAUGUCUUUGUGAUCUAUAAGUCACGCUACUCCAAGAUAGUGGGUGCCUAUUUCUAAGAUAUUUUUGUUAGACGUGACCAAACAGCAUUAUACAAUCCUGAUCUUGGAAGCCGUGGAAUUAGCACUUAAACAGCUGUGUUAGGUGUCACAGAUAGAACCACUAUAGAAUAAUCGAGUUGGAAUGAAUCGAGUUAUAGUCAGGCUUAUCAAUAUGAUGAAAGUCUCUAAACUGUGGUCUAUAACGAUAGAGGUUAAUUACACUUUAAUCUCGAUUGCAUAGAACCCCCUCUAACUCCUUCGGAUGAUUAAGGUAAAGAUUUUCUGGUGAUUACUGAUCCAGGUUAUUCUGCAAAGAAUCUUACUGGAAGUCCCACUUGGGCAAAAUAGGAUUAAGUAGACCUUGCUUGUGUUCAGAUUGAAUUCUACCACGGAGAAUAAUGA